Molecule: messenger RNA, 771 nt
Organism: Penicillium brevicompactum
Lineage: Eukaryota; Fungi; Ascomycota; Eurotiomycetes; Eurotiales; Aspergillaceae
Gene: med7
Product: mediator complex subunit MED7
Exons: 2
Coding region: 1-771 (256 amino acids)
Biological process (GO): regulation of transcription by RNA polymerase II
Cellular component (GO): mediator complex; core mediator complex
Molecular function (GO): transcription coregulator activity
Source: RefSeq, a predicted model, not a curated record
AUGGCCGACGAAAGCCAACCGAGAGCCGUGAACACGGCAUUUGCGCCUCCACCGCCAUUAUGGAAGCACUUUGUGCCCGAGAAUAUUGAGAAGUUGGACAAAAUCAAGGCCGACGCAUCCAAGGGCGAAGAUGGACGACCUAACAAGAAGAAGCAAUGGUCUGCAGCAGACUUACGCUCUCUUGAGCUGCCAUCGGAGCUUCGCUACCUCGUUCCCCCUGAUAUUCCAGAAGGCCAAUAUAGUGUCUUUGGCGAAUUACAAGCUCUGUCAACCGCAUUGCCAUCGCUGAAAGAACAAGGAAUCGAUCAACUCUACCCAGAACCUUCCGCCCCUACAGCCGAUCAAGACUCACAGCCAUCCCCUCUCAACCACGCAUACUACCUCCUCAAGAUCAGCAAGUCCCUGCUCCUCAACUUUCUGGAAUUCGUGGGUACUCUAUCAGUAUCCCCGGAGCAGUUUGAAUCCAAAGUGCAAGACUUGCGCAAUCUGUUCAUUAAUGCGCAUCAUCUUCUCAACUUAUACCGUCCUCACCAAGCCCGAGAAUCUCUUAUUAUGAUGAUGGAAGACCAACUCAAUCACAGCCGAGAGGAAAUCAAGCAAAUGGACAAGGUCAAAGCAGACGUCGAGAGCUUGCUGGAACAGUUGCAGGCAGAAGGUCGUCGGGCCGUGCCUAGCGAGUCAGAAGAGGACAACGAUCAGGCCAAGAAUCUGAAAGAGAAGGCUGAUGAACACUCCCGCCUAAUUUGGGAAUUGCUGGACAAAGAGAACUGA